Messenger RNA from Fonsecaea multimorphosa CBS 102226, 654 nucleotides. RefSeq lists its product as uncharacterized. Lineage: Eukaryota; Fungi; Ascomycota; Eurotiomycetes; Chaetothyriales; Herpotrichiellaceae. Bases 1 to 654 code for a protein of 217 amino acids. The transcript is spliced from 2 exons. Gene Ontology annotation, biological process: superoxide metabolic process. Gene Ontology annotation, molecular function: metal ion binding; superoxide dismutase activity. Gene Ontology annotation, cellular component: mitochondrion. The record is from RefSeq and is a predicted model, not a curated record.
AUGCCUGUGACUUACGAGCUACCUCAACUUCCGUACAGCCUCGAUGCGCUCGAGCCUUCGAUAUCAGGGCAAAUAAUGGAUCUCCAUUACAACAGGCACCACAGAACCUACAUCACCAACUUGAAUGCAGCCCUGGGUGCACAAGCGGAAGCCGCCUCUUCCAACAACCUGGUGAAACAACUCGAGCUCCAAGCCGCCAUCAACUUCAAUGCUGGCGGACACAUCAACCACACCCUCUUCUGGGAGUCACUUGCCCCCGCUUCGAGUGGGCUCAACAACCUCCCCGCCGUAGCUCCUACCCUCAGCGACGCCAUCACAAAGCGGUGGGGUAGCUUGGACGCCUUCAAGGCAGCCUUCGAGUCCUCUGCUUUGGCAAUACAAGGCUCUGGCUGGCAAUGGCUGGUCCAGGAUCCGCAAACCAAAGCUCUGGAGUUGACGACGAGCAAGGAUCAGGAUUUGCCCAAGGGAGGAAAGGGGAUUGUGCUGGGCGUCGACAUGUGGGAGCAUGCGUACUACCUGCAGUAUUUCAACAACAAGAAGGAAUACCUCAACAAGAUCUGGGAUGUGACAAACUGGCAGGUUGCCGAAAAGAGAUACAAGGGCGAUCCAAGAGCCGCCUUUGGAUCAUUGGCAGGAUUGGCGGGACAUUUGUAG